Molecule: messenger RNA, 2406 nt
Organism: Pungitius pungitius (ninespine stickleback)
Lineage: Eukaryota; Metazoa; Chordata; Actinopteri; Perciformes; Gasterosteidae
Exons: 6
Coding region: 1270-2244 (324 amino acids)
Biological process (GO): proteolysis
Molecular function (GO): serine-type endopeptidase activity
Source: RefSeq, a predicted model, not a curated record
CGACAGUGAAACGCUGUUUACACAUUCCAUAAUAUCUUUAUUAAUUGAACCUUGUGAGAGGUGUAAUGCUUUACUAACCUUUAAAAUAUAAAGUUUUGUUGGUCAUUUAUCUUUAAACCCGAGAUGAUUUGUUCCUCUGGACAUGAGAAAAGAAAAACAAAGCGCCUCUAAGAUUUCUCAAAAUAAAAGGAAAAACAGUUGCAUUAAAGCCAGGAUUUACUCUAAAAACAUUUACGCCGGAGGUGACUCGGUUCAAUGAUGUUGUUGGAAAACACUAAACAAAAAAAAAAACCCACACUGAACUCGCCGUCCCUCAUGGUCCCACACACCCACACACACACACACACACACACAAACAACUCUCUGUGGGAAACGUAAACUUGGUGAACCACGGUGGUGAUGUUUGAGCAUUCAGAUGAGCGGGCACAUUCUGCCUCUUUCACCACGGCCUCAACUCACUAGUGGCUUCCACGGCAGUUCUUGUUGUCAUUUUUUUUUUCUCCCCACAGAUGUGCUUGCAGUGGGGGCAUCGAGGUCACCAUUCCUGUUCAUUUGUGUAUUCUUAUAUUUGAUUUUCAACGGGUUAGGAAUACGCUCCGACAGAGACGAGGCGUUGCCGUGGUUUUGGAAGGAAAGGAGUGAGGGGGGGUUCAGCCACCAAAACCUACACCUACAGAGGAAAAGUCAGGUUUUAGGACUCACCCCAUUCCAUCAAAUAGUUGAGAUCUCAAACUGGACUUUUUCGGUUAGGUCCAAGUCCGUCAUAAGCCUCUCAGUUGACUCCUCCGUCUCCCACCUUUGAUUGACAGGUAACCACAACAACGGUAAUACCCAAACAAGCCAUCUUUUCCGGGCAAAACACACCGUAGCAACAUCUUUUUCUACCGAGUCAUGUUCACGCAGGAUGAACCGAUGUGGAGUUUUGUGAUAUCAGAGACAAAAGGUUCAUGUACAGGUCACUAUGUCACCGCUCUAAGUCACGUGACAUGACGUGAUGUUUGUGCACAGCGCUGUGUGGCCUUUGUGGGGCGUGCAUGCGGGUGUACUCUGAGCAUACUAUAUGUAUGUGAAAGUGCUGAUGGGACUCCCCGAAAUGGCCUUUUUUUCUCAGCUGCAGUGGGAACAAUCCAGCGCUCUGCUUUUGUUGUGACACUGGUCAUUGUGCGUGCUGCUGUGUGUGUGUUUACUGUAUGUGUACAUCUGCCGUGCCAUGGCUACCUGGUAUAAAUAGCGUGGGACGUGCGCCGGCCUUUUAUUCUGUGAUCGACGAUGGCCGUAGCCGGACCUCCGCCGCUGCUGCUCCUGCUCUCCCUGCUGCUGCCGCUGCUGCUGCUGCUGAGCAAGGCAUCGCUGCCUGCAGCUGCAUACACGCUCGCCUCCGGGGAACAGCCGCAGCACAAGCUCCUCCAACUGGACUGGCCUCGAGAAUGUGGGAUGGCUCACUUCAAGCCCAACAUGGCCGAGAGGAUCGUGUCUGGGAACGAGGCGCGCCCGCACUCCUGGCCCUGGCAGGUCUCUCUGCAGGUUCGUCCUCGGGGAAGUAAACAUUACAUCCACGUCUGUGGAGGAACUCUCAUCCACAAGAACUGGGUCCUUACUGCUGCUCACUGCUUUCAGAAAGGUAAAGCUGAGGAUGCUGGGAGCUGGAGGAUCGUCCUGGGGAAGCACCAGCUGAAGCGCUCCGAGAGGGCCGAGAGGGUCUUCCCGGUGAGGAGAAUCUACCGGCACGAGAACUUCCGUUACCCGGCCCACAGUGAGCUGGACUACGACAUCGCUCUGGUGAAGGCCGCCGCCGACAUCGUCCCUUCCAACUUCAUCCGCUACGCCUGCCUGCCGCGCAAGCAGACCGCCCUCACGCCAGGACACUACUGCUGGGUGACGGGCUGGGGGGACACCCGGGGUGGGAAGGAGAACGUGUCCCUCGCAGAGGCCCUGAACCAAGCCCGCCUGCCCAUCAUCGACUUCAAGACCUGCCGGCAGAAGAAAUUCUGGGGCGACCGCGUCCGAGACUCCAUGAUCUGCGCCGGGUUCAGGGACACCGAGGGCCCGCCCGCCGCCUGCCAGGGCGACUCCGGUGGUCCUCUGCUGUGCCAGCAGGGGCAGGACCGCUGGGAGGUCCACGGCGUGGUGAGCUUCGGCCCGAUCGGCUGCACCGUGGAGAACAAGCCCAGCGUUUUCACCCGCACCGCCGCCUACAUCCCCUGGAUCGAGGCCACGCGCAUCAGGGACUUCUUCCUGCACUGAGCGGGCGCUCGCGGCGCCCGUUUUAUGGUCCACCGCGACUCCGUUUCUCCUCAAACUCUAUUCAACAACUCCUUCACGAGUUUAAUGCACGUUCUGAAUGUGAAAUAAUGGUUUUCUAAACACACCUUGUUUUUAAGUCUACACUACACAGUUCUGGGGGGU